Hydatigera taeniaeformis is the source of this 303-nucleotide messenger RNA. Lineage: Eukaryota; Metazoa; Platyhelminthes; Cestoda; Cyclophyllidea; Taeniidae. The record is from the annotation of a GenBank genome assembly.
AUGUAUUUACGGCGUCGAGAUGCUGUUGUGUGUGAUAGUAGCAUCACCUUCCAGAAUGGGAAGGUUCUAGAAAUCUCUUUUCGUUUUCUCGCUCAUCCCCAAUACGACGUCCUUGUUCAACUGCUCUACAACUUUGAUGGAUGCGUUGGAGUGGAGAACACCGACAUCCUAGUUGACAAUUUGUCAGAGAACAAUUUUUAUGCCCUAUCAGACAGAAUUCAUCAUUCCGAAUAUUUUAUUCAACACGUUGAAAUGAAUGCCGACGACACCUACUUUGUGGUGUUUCGUCCUCGAAUCAACUGA